AAAAAAUAAACUUUGGCUUAUACAACUAUUUUAUCAGUUGAAAGUUUGCGUGAAAAAAUUUUAUAAUUGCUUAUGAUUAUAGAAAAUGCGAAUUGGAUAUUUUGAUUAUUGGCUUAAAAAUAAAUUAUAGAAUAAACUCAUUUUAUUAAUUAGACUUUUAUAUAAAAUCACAUUAUAUUCAAUGUUCUUUAGAUCAUUUGAAUAUUUAUAACCUUUAAAUUAGAUCAAAUGACUAUUAGAGCAUUUGCAUAAACGGGGAUAAACAGGCGUCUCUGAAUUUCAAAAAUAUAAAAAGUUUAUAAAUAUUCUAACCAAAUCAUUCUGGAGGAUUAUUUAAAGAAAUAAAACUGAAAGUGACUUAGAAACUAUAUAAAGAAAGGACUCAUAUGUAACAAUCGUGUUCACGAACGACUUUCGCAAAUCUAUUGGGCGUUGAACUUCAUGCUGGUAGAAUAGUGGAGUAGCGUGUAAUAGAUUUGACCAAUCAGAAUAAGUGUUCAAAAAAUCCAGUCAUCUGAUUGGUCAAAACUGUUUCACUAUUCUACCACCAUGGGGAUGGGACUUAUCUUAUGUUCACUUUCAGUAAAAAAGGUAAAAACUAAACGGAGGUAAAACGUCGUGUCUCGUGUUUCUGCAUCAAAACAAAAUCAGAAAAUAAAAAAAGAGAACAAGGAGGAAGAAGGCAACUUAAAGGAAAAGAAGCGAACUGCGAAGAAAAUAUUAUACGCCAAUUGUACCGAAGCUCCUGGAUGAAAACUAAUUUUGUUGGUUGAAAUUAUAUUAUUCGAAACUCUUUCUCUUUAAUUGGAGAAAUAAGUGGAUUUGGAAAAGUGUAAAAAGCAGAAAUUUGGAAAAAGUACCAUUAAUAGAUCGUCGCAGUAAUACCAUUGUGUGGAACUGUAGUUAUUUAACAUUUAUAUUUCAUAUCGGUAUUUUUCUUUUACCUUUUAAAAAAAUGAGUAACGAGCAAGAGAAUACCAAUUCAAUAACUUCGAUUGAAAAAAAUAACACAGAAACUAGCCUGGACAUCCGAUCUAAUGUACGCCCGGCUAAAGAGAUUGCUGAAAACUCUGGGAAUGAGUCAACGAAAAUUUGUCAACAGAUGACACAAUUUUGUGCAAUUCAAUUUGCCGAUAGUUUAAUACCAACAUUUGAUGGCACAUCAUCGGUGUUUUGCUUUAUUGAUGACAUAAACACUGUUACGGAGAGUAUCAAGUCCUUUUGCGAUGAACGGUUGAUAAUAGCAAUUAUCAUUAAAAAAUUAAGUGAUGAACUGAAGGAAUUCGCCUAUCGCAAACAAUUUAAGAGCAUUAACGAUUUAACCGAUUAUUUAAAGCAUCGAUGUGCUCCUAAAAAAUCAGUUAAUUAUUAUAUAGAUGAAAUUUAUAACUUACGAAUAAACUCGAACGAAACACUAAAUGAAUUUCAUGACAGAUUGGAAAUUUUUAUUAGUAAAACGCGAGCUGCUUGGAAAUAUCAAAAUAAUAGUGAUAUUGAAAAAGGAUUAAUGUCAUAUGUGCAGCAUGUGGCAAUUAAAUCAUUUAUUAGGGCUCUACCGUACAAUUGGGGAGAAUUAGUAUUUGCAAAAAAGCCAAAAGAUUUGUUAGAUGCAUUUUCGUAUUUCUGUUGGAUUGAGAUUGUUAGCUAAACAAUUUCUUUUCUAAGAAUUAACAUGAAUUCAUUUACUAUUAUUUAAAUUAUAUUCUGUUGAAAUUAUAUUAAAGACUGUUUGUGUUAUGUAUAAGAUCGAAAUUUUAAUGACAAAAUAUUUGAUAUUAUAUUCUUUCAUUUUUGAACUGAAUCUAAAAAAGUCCUGUUAUAAACUUUGCUCUUUAAAAUAUGCUUCAUAUGUCAGCAAAAAAUUCUCGCCUGCAUUGUCAAUAUCAUUUUAUUACAGACUUUAGUUUGUUUAACAGUUUUUUUUUACUUCUAUACAAUAUAUUCAAAUUAUUUAUCAUAACAACAUGUACCCAUUUUUCUCAAAAUAAAAUUUUUUAUUUAUAAAUUCUGAUUAUAAAAACUUGAUGUUAU
This is a messenger RNA of Leptopilina heterotoma, 2031 nucleotides long. RefSeq lists its product as uncharacterized. Bases 956 to 1648 code for a protein of 230 amino acids. The record is from RefSeq and is a predicted model, not a curated record. The transcript is spliced from 4 exons. NCBI's taxonomy places the organism in Eukaryota, Metazoa, Arthropoda, Insecta, Hymenoptera, Figitidae.